Molecule: messenger RNA, 3167 nt
Organism: Myotis brandtii (Brandt's bat)
Lineage: Eukaryota; Metazoa; Chordata; Mammalia; Chiroptera; Vespertilionidae
Gene: ZNF165
Product: zinc finger protein 165
Exons: 4
Coding region: 397-2100 (567 amino acids)
Biological process (GO): regulation of transcription by RNA polymerase II
Molecular function (GO): DNA-binding transcription factor activity, RNA polymerase II-specific; RNA polymerase II cis-regulatory region sequence-specific DNA binding
Source: RefSeq, a predicted model, not a curated record
CAGUAAUCUGUGGAGAAAUUCGCAAAAAAAAUAUUUGAAGUAACUGAGGAUUUUGCAAAAGGGUGAAUUUGCUUUACAAAAUGAUGGAUUUGAAGUGGAAAACCUAUAAACACUAAGACACAUUAUCAAAGCAAUGACAGAUCAAAAAGAUACAAUGGAAAGCCAAAAGUAAUACAAGGAAAGGCAGGGGGUGGGAAUGGAUGGAGGGUCCGGAAAGUGCGGGAAGGCUUGGCAGAGGUCAAGUGCGCGCUGUGUCCAUCACGUGGGGUUGGACUUCCCAGCCCGACCGAGGCGGAGGCCCUGCGGCUGCGCCAGGAGCGCCCGUCCACGACGGCGCCAAGCCGAGAGCAGACUCCGCCUCUUUCAAGCUCCGAGGAUUUCAGGACCGGGGCAAAGAUGCCUGGGAAAUGGAGUCCGAGCGCCGAGGAGACCCGGAGGCUUCUGGGAAUCGCAGUCCAAAGCUGGUGUGUCUUCCGCGCAGACUCAGAAGUGUCCGAAGACGGAAACGUGAACAAGUGGCGCGACGCUGUCCUUCCCCCGGAAGUGUCCGAUCGGAACCAGUCCCGUGGGAGAGGAGAGCUCUUGAAACUAAAAGACCCUUCACAAGGCAGAAGUGGGUUUUGUGAUCAUUCAUUCUAUCCCAAGAUGAUGACAGAAUCCAAGAAAGCUGCAGCUCAGAAUCCUCAGGAGGAUGAAGGGCCCCUGAGAGUGAAGGUGGAGGAGGAAGAUUUUGUCUGGGGGCAGGACGCUGGCUCGGGGAGAAGUGAUUUUCUCAAGCAGGAGCUGUGCCGGCAACUGUUCAGGCAUUUCAGCUACCACGAUGCACCUGGGCCCCGCCAGGCACUGCACCGGCUCCGUGAGCUCUGCGGGCUGUGGCUGCAGCCCGAGACGCACAGCAAGGAGCAGAUGCUGGAGCUGCUGGUGCUGGAGCAGCUUCUGAGCAUCCUGCCUGCGGAGCUGCAGGCCCUGGUGCGAGAGCAGUGCCCGCGCAGCGGGGAGGAGGUGGUGACAGUGCUGGAAGACGAGAGAGGCAGCGGUGAGACAGCGCUCCAGGUUCCAGUCCCUGGACAUGGACAGGAAAUAUUCAGGAGAAAGGUUCCAUCUCCUGGACCAGCAUUUACUGACCAGCUCCAGCCAGUGGACACCAAGGACCUUCAGGCUUCUUCAGAACCCUGUCUCCCACUGAACUUCGAUCAUGAGAGUGAAAACAACGUGUCUCUGUCAAGUCUUGACGUUCAUGGAAACACAGGCUCACAGAGAAUUGUAUCAGGACGACCUUCGACGUUUGCAUCAGAGGAGUCUGCUGCGCCUUGGGACAUCUCCAAGUCUGCGGGCCAGAUAGAGCAGCAACAGGAAAACGAGCCUGGGGGGUCUCGGAGACCAUCGUCUGCUCAGGACGGAGGUUUUAGCAAAAUCCUCACCCACAAAAAUACACUUUCAGAUGAAAUAAUAAGUAACAAUGGAUGUGACAGACGUGUAAACCUGAACCCAAAUGAAUUUACACACCACAGAUCUUGUAAACACAGUACCUAUGACCAAAGUCUCCAGUGGAAUUCGGGUUUUAUUAUGCAUCAAAGAAUUUAUGUUGGAGAAAAAACUCCCCAACGUGGAAAAUCUCUCAAGCACUCAAACCUUAUUAAACAGACAGCAGUUUUCAGCGGAGAGAAAACCCAUCAAUGUAGUGAGUGUGGGAAAGCUUUCAGGCACAGCUCAAAGCUUACCAGACACCAGAAAACCCACACUGGAGAGAGACCCUAUGAGUGCAACGAGUGUGGCAAAGGCUUUGGGGGGAGAUCAGAUCUCAUUAGACACCAGAGAGUCCACUCUGGGGAGAGACCCUUUGAAUGCAAAGAAUGUGGAAGAGCCUUCAGCCUGAACUCACACCUCAUCCUGCAUCAGAGAAUCCACACCAGAGAGAAACCCUAUGUGUGCAGUGAAUGUGGGAAAACCUUCAGGGUGAGCUCACACCUCAUUCGACACCUGAGAGUCCACACUGGAGAGAAACCCUAUGCGUGCAGCGAGUGUGGGAGAGCCUUCAGUCAGAGCUCGCACCUCAGCCAACAUCGGAGAAUUCACAAGAGGGAAAGCCUGUUAAUGUGAGGGACUGAAGUUCAUAGGGAAUGCUAAGGAAAUAGCAAAAUGUGGGAAACAUUGAAUACAGAGUAAAUCCUGGGUGGGGUGAGUGACUGACAGCAGCAUCUCUUUCCUCCCUCUGGUGCUCUAGUGUGCGGUCCUGCCUGUGGUCUGGCCUCUCUGCUUUCUGAAAGGCUAGGCUGCCAGACCAGACGAGCAGAGUUGGGGGAGGCAAAUAAAUAGGUUAGUCCAGCGGUGGGGAGAGGACAAAAAAGGACCUUCUUACGAAAUAACCCUGAUCACAGUGUGGGGGGGCUCGGGGAGAGAGUCAUCCUCAGCCCCGCGUCGUGGUUCUGCACACCAAGGCUGCUCUGCAGCCGAGGACAGAGCUGGAGGGUUGUGUGAAAGGGGACUAGGCAGUGGUGGCCCUCCGACAAGUAGGGUGUAAUCUGCAUCGAGGUCCUGCCAGGAAGUACACCCAAGGCAAGAGGCUGGAGUCAGAGAUUCCAACAGGAAGGAGGGGUGUGGAAGGAAAUGAGGCAAGAGGUGGGAUCAGAGGUGAGCAAUGUGUUCACGUGGGAGGGAACCUAGAUCCGGAGGCGACAGCUGCAGUCCUGUAACGGGAACCUUCCUGCCACGUGUGCUUUGUUUGUGGACACCUUCCUGGGCUGAGUGGACAGAGACUGCAGUUCUGGGGGCCUCUCGACUGGCCACUGACAAGUGAGGAGGGCAGAGGGAGUUGGUACCAAAAGCAAAGCUUCUGCAACUUUAAACCAGCACAGAAAUGCAUCUAUUCUAAAUUCCUUGCCCGUGUUCCCAUUUAUCCUGUAAUACCCUGGUGAAUAGUAGGGUGGUUAUUACCCUUAUUUCAUUGAAGAAAAUUUUGAGUUAAAAGGAAUUCGGUAACUUGUCAACAGUUACAAGAUUAUGAGGUGAAAAGAAGGAUUCAGCUGCUCAUCUAGAGACGCGGUUAAGCCAUUACCCCAAGGCAUCUGGCCUGCUGCAGAGAAGUUUUAUGACUGUUUGUAUAAAGUAGGGGUCCUCAAACUUUUUAAACAGGGGGCCAGUUCACUGUCCCUCAGACCGUUGGAGGG